This is a messenger RNA of Coffea arabica (coffee), 1415 nucleotides long. NCBI's taxonomy places the organism in Eukaryota, Viridiplantae, Streptophyta, Magnoliopsida, Gentianales, Rubiaceae. The record is from RefSeq and is a predicted model, not a curated record.
AUGUAUAGCUUUGAACUAAGGUACCUUCACGGAUUAAACGAUGGGAAAGCGCUGUCCUUUGUCCUUAUCAGCCCGGAUACCCACACUCCUGGUGGCUUAGUUUUAAGAACAACUACAGCAAGCGAGAUAAAGAACAGAAAAGACAGAUAUCCUCAGGUUAUAUUGUGUGAAGAUACCAAUCAGAGCUUGUAUAGUCAAUUACUUUGUGGCCUUGUGCAGCGAGAUGCGAUAGCAAGCAUUGGUACAUUUUUCGCCUCGGGUUUGUUAAGGAUAAUCAAAUUUUUUGAGGAACAUUGGCAAGAAAUGUCUUCCAACAUAAGAACUGGACAAAUGAGUGAUUGGAUCACUGACCCUAACUGCAAAAGGGCUGUCUCCUUGAUUUUGAGCAAACAAAUGCCAGAUUUGGCUGAUUCAAUUGAUCUUGUAUGCCAAGAAAAGUCUUGGGAAGGGAUAAUUAAGAAGAUCAAGCCAAGGACCAAGUAUGUCAUGGCCAUUAUUACAAGGUCCAUGGCACAAUAUAUCCCUGCGCUUGAGUUCUAUACGGGUGGAUUACCUCUAGUUUCAUCAGUUUAUGGUUCUUCAGAGGCAUUUUGUGGGAUUAACAUGAAACCUUUGUGCAGUCCUUAUGAUGUCUCGUAUACUUUUAUACCAAACAUGGCCUACUAUGAGUUCUUGCCAAUUGACAAUCAUCAAGAUCCAAACUGCACCAACAGGAAAGAUGCUCAUUUGAAAGAUCACAUUGUGGAUCUUGCUAAUGUUAAGAUUGGCCAGCAUUAUGAACUUCUUGUCAUGACCUUUACAGGUUUGUACAGGUACGGAAUGCGGGAUAUUGUCCUGGUGACAGGUUUUCACAAUUCCACUCCCCAAUUCAAAUUUGGACAAAGGACAAAUGUGGUUUUGAGUAUUCACACAGAUAAAACAACUGAACAAGACCUCCAGAAAGCAGUUGCAAUGGCAAUUCAGAUCCUUGAACCACUUGGCUUCUUUCUUUUGGAUUACAGUAGCUAUGAUGAUACAUCUUCUAUUCCUGGUCACUAUGUACUAUUUUGGGAGCUUCAACUCAGAUCAAACGAUGAUAUACCUGAACUUGAUCAGGUUAAAAUGGAAAAAUGCUGUAGUUUAGUGGAACAAUCUCUGGACCUGGAAUAUAAGAUGCUGAGGAAUCAGAGCAUCAGUACCAUUGGUCCUCUGGAAAUUAGAGUUGUGAAACAAGGAACAUUCAACGUGCUCAUGGACUUUUAUGUUUCUCAAGGAACUUCUUUAAACCAGUACAAGACACCUAAGAACAUAAAGUCUGAGAAAGCCAUUGAAAUUCUGGACUCCAGAGUAGUGGGAAAAUUUUACAGCAGAGAAGUGCCUAAUCAAGACUCGUAGCCUGUGGUCUUCAAGAAUCUUUUUGCAUAAUUCAUCCUAGG